Scophthalmus maximus (turbot) is the source of this 2064-nucleotide messenger RNA. RefSeq names its product polymeric immunoglobulin receptor (gene pigr). Gene Ontology annotation, cellular component: plasma membrane. The transcript is spliced from 8 exons. NCBI's taxonomy places the organism in Eukaryota, Metazoa, Chordata, Actinopteri, Pleuronectiformes, Scophthalmidae. The coding region runs from base 109 to 1113 and encodes 334 amino acids. The record is from RefSeq and is a predicted model, not a curated record. Gene Ontology annotation, molecular function: transmembrane signaling receptor activity.
UGGAUCCAGUUUAUGGUCACGUGACCGACGGGAGUUGCGGCAACCUGGAGUCUGUGUUUUGCACAAGGGGGAGAACUCACUUGGUAAACCUCAAACUGCUGCGGAAACAUGCCACAACUCCUCAUACUCACUCUUGGCCUGUUACCGUGGAUUCCAGCCUUCCUCUGUGGGGUAACGGCCGCGGCAGAGUUUGAGGUCCUGGAGGGUCGCCCCCUCACAGUCCCGUGUCAUUAUGAGCCUCAGUAUGCCAGCUAUGUAAAAUACUGGUGUCAGGGGAGGAUGAGGGAGUUCUGCACCAGCUUAGCCCGAACAGAUGAACCCCAUUCAACCAUUCCGGGUGAGGACAAAGUCCGCAUUUACGACGACCCGGUCCAGCUGGUGUUCACAGUGACCAUGAAUGACCUGAAGGAGGACGACUCUGGGUGGUACAUCUGCGGCGUGGAGAUAGGCGGUUUAUGGAGCGCUGAUGUUGUCGCAUACACUGACAUCGAGGUCAUUCAUGGUAUGUCAGUGGUGAAUGACCGUCUGAGUGGGGAAGAAGGGAGCAGUGUUGCAGUUGACUGCCACUACAGUAAGAGAUACAGAGAAAGUCAGAAGAAGUGGUGUCGCAGUGGAGACUGGAGCUCCUGUCUGCCGACGGACUCUGAUGGCAGCUACGAGGACACAUCAGUGGCCAUCAGCGAUGACAGAACUGGCACGUUCACUGUCACCUUAAAGAGGCUACAGAUGAGAGACACUGGCUGGUACUGGUGCUCUGCAGGACAGCAGAAGAAAGCCGUGCAUGUGCAGGUCACACCGCAACCCACAACAGCGUCCGUGACACCGAGUCAGUUUGUCGCACACUUCCCUCCACCCAAACCCAUCACUAAGGAGUCCUGGAACAGUCACGGUCACAUCUUGGAGUCCUUGCUGGUGUGCUGCUCGAUAAUGGUCCUCGUGGGUUUGGCCAUAUUGGCAAGAAAGAUGUGGAAACUAAAAAGGCAGGAUCCUUUGCUGAGACGAAUUAAGAAGAUGAAAGCCAGGCACAAUGAGUAUUCAAGAGAUUUAGGUGACCUGCAGGAUGCUGCCGUCAUUUUCCAUAACAAGGAUUCCCAGGAGGUUCAGAUGCACUGAGCGUGUCAGGACUCAGCAGUCGCUGCUUUUUGCUACUUCCUGUGACUGAAUGUAAUUUUUGUCUGUUCACUGCGAGAGCACCAUGCUUUCUUUCCAGCAUUAAAUUGCACAUCCGAAGACAUGUAUGUUGUUUUCUGCUAGCUAUACUUUCCAACCACAACUGGAAUAACUCUGGAGAUCUUGCGAGCAUAUGCUCCUCUCGUAACGCAUAUGUUUCAUAACAUAGUCAUUUGGUCCUCUGUUGAAUUUGGCCAAAACCUAAAGAUGCUUAUAUUGUGUUUUCAGUAGUAGUAGUAGUAGUUGUUUUUAAUUCAUUUGAGGAUUUUAGCAGCCUGGGUUGGAAGCUCUACCACUAGAGUUUUGUUUAUGUGGUGAUAAAGAAAUAGUCAAACUUUAUUCUACAGGUCUGUAAUGGUGAUGGUAUUAAUGAAAGGGAAGAAUAGAGUGUAAAUGUGUUUUAUUGUAAGUUGAGUUAAACCUGCAAUAAAAUGCUCUGGUUGGAUUUUUUGUCACCUCAGGUGCAGCGAAACGAAAAAAGCUACGGGUUAAGACUUUGAUUGUUUUUCAGAAGAACUUACUGUAUAUUGGAGUAAUUGCUCUAUUUUAAUAAAAUUAGAAUGACAUUUGAAAAAUACAAAGUAUUAAAAGAUUUUUAAUUAUUUAUUCUUGGCUUCUUUGACUAACAUCCUAGCAACUCUCCUGUUCUGAAGUCAAAAUAUCUACAGUAUGUCAUGAAUUGUAUUGUAAUUACAGUAUAUCAGCUGUUAGAACGUCGACAACAUAUACGUGAAGCAUAAAGACUGUGGACAUUGUUGUCAACUUCUAACUGUUGCAAAGAAAUUAAUCCAGCAUGUAUGAAUAAUACCUUCAUGACAGUAAACAGCAAGCCUCAGUUUUUGUCUCAGGUUAUGGUUUAUUUCUAAACAAAAUAAAAUUUCUCAUUAACAUUUA